AUGAAGAACCCAAAUAAAGUAGAGGAAUUCUGGGACAUCCUGGACGAUAGAAUGUCUAAAAUUCCAAAGUCAAAUGUAGUGAUAUUACUUGGAGAUUUCAAUGCCCAAAUAGGAAGAGAGAGAAUUCAAAGAACAAUAGUGGGAGAAUAUGCUGCACACCAAAGAAUAAAUAGAAAUGGGAUGAGAUUGAUUACUAUUUGUAAAAACUUUCAAUUGAAGGUAUUAUUGACUUUCUUCAGGAAAUUGCCAAGAAGAGCUAAAACAUGUAUUUCUCCAAAUCCAUGUUUCCAAGGUGAAUUUCAAAUAGAUCAUGUAGCUAUAUCCAAAGAAACAUGA
Molecule: messenger RNA, 336 nt
Organism: Vespa crabro (European hornet)
Lineage: Eukaryota; Metazoa; Arthropoda; Insecta; Hymenoptera; Vespidae
Exons: 1
Coding region: 1-336 (111 amino acids)
Source: RefSeq, a predicted model, not a curated record